CACAUGCAGGUUGAGUGCAGCAGCGGAUAGGGCGAGUCGUAUGGGCGAGUGGGCUUGUUCGUCCGUCUCUCCUCUGAACUUGAACAAAAACGUCUCGUGACUGCCGCGCUGGUGGCAAAAAUUGAGCCAGCGUCGUUGCAGUCCGUUCGUCUCAACCGGUGCGCGGUUCGACCGUUGAAUGUUACGCGGUGACUUGAUCAACGAAGCUCGCAACAUGGGUACCGUACACAUGCUCUCCACUUUGACUCGGAUUUCUUCGUCCAGCGCCACGCCGAUUGCCCGGGCGUCGAUGUCGACCGCUUCGAGCGCCAAGAAACUUGCCGGGAAAGUUGCCAUCGUAACGGCGUCUACGGAAGGGAUUGGUUAUGCAAUUGCCGAACGUCUGGCGCAAGACGGGGCCAAGGUCGUCGUCAGCAGCCGCAAGGCGGACAAGGUCAACCAGGCGACCUCUCGACUGACCGAGCAGGGUCUGGACGUAAUCGGGGCGCCGUGUCAUGUGGGGAAUGCCGAAGAUCGUGCCAACCUCAUAAAACUGGUCAUUGAGAAGCUCGGAGGCAUCGACAUUCUUGUGUCCAACGCAGGCAUGAAUCCUGUCAUGGCACCUGUCCUAGAUACGCCGGAGGCCGCCUGGGACAAAAUUUUUGACAUCAACGUGAAGAGCGCCUUCCUGCUCACAAAAGAAGUUGUGCCUCACCUAGAGAAGAGAGGGGGAGGUUCUAUAGUCUAUGUCUCGUCCAUAGCUGCUUACCAGUCAUUCCCCCUCCUCGGUGCGUACUCAGUGUCCAAGACUGCAUUGCUGGGCCUCACACGAGCAGUGGCAGAGCAGGUAGCGCCGCUCAACAUCCGUGUGAACUGCAUCGCUCCAGGCAUCAUCAAGACCAAAUUCAGCCAAGCGGUGAGUAGUUGUAGCUGCUCACCGUUUUAUAGCGAUGGCAAUUAUGCGGACGCUCGAGGUGCAUUCGCACUGUCACCGUUGUUGUUAUCGUGCUAUCCUGUUAAUGACGGCGCAUGUACAACCCACGGGUGAAGGGUUGGAAAGUCC
Molecule: messenger RNA, 1042 nt
Organism: Dermacentor silvarum
Lineage: Eukaryota; Metazoa; Arthropoda; Arachnida; Ixodida; Ixodidae
Product: dehydrogenase/reductase SDR family member 4-like 2
Exons: 7
Coding region: 179-1027 (282 amino acids)
Molecular function (GO): carbonyl reductase (NADPH) activity
Source: RefSeq, a predicted model, not a curated record